AUAAUUUGAAGAUAAUGUUAAUUUCAAUAAAAUAAAUGACUAAACCGUCACAAAAAGCAUUAUUAUGAAAAACAAAAUCUUCAUAACUUCAGUAUCUACAGUGUGAAAUAAGACACUCUAUGAUUGGUUUUCCAUUAGAUAUUAAAUACCAAUACAUUUCCAUGUUCUGUAUAUUUCAAUAGUUACAAAACAAACCUGAACAAUAAAAAAUAAAUUACAGACUUAUGGAAAAUGAAUAGAAUGACUUUUGAUUUUUACACAAGAAUCGCAUAUCCUCGAAUAUUGAGAGAAAGGGAGGCAAACACUUGGUAUGAUCGAAGAUGUCAUUUCUAUGGCAACAGUAUAUAAGUUAAUAACAGUGUGAGGUACCAGUAUAUGAGAUUUUAUCAUAAAAUCUAAAUUAUCCAGGCAUAAAGCUACAAUGUAGCUUAUAUGUAGAGCAGGAAAUUCAGUAUGAGAGAAUUAUUCAGAUAUCCUCAAAUAUUGUAAGAAAAGAUGGGCGAAUCAAUGUCAUUAAUUUUGCUGAUUUUGAACUUUGCCAUAAAAUUUGUAUCAUCAGAGAGUUCUAAUCAAGCAUCACACAACCUUUGUACAAAUGGACGAGGCUUUAAAGCGGCAUGGUGGGAGGCCUCACCAUUUAUUAUGAAGUCAAGUCAACAAGGCAGUGUACAUAAUAAUGGACCAAAUGUUAAUGCGCCAUCUAGUGGACCAAACAUACAGGAAGCUACCGGCCAAAUGGGCCAAUCAAGUAAUGGUCCUAAAGGAGUAUUCCAUAAACUGUUAAACGACAUAGUUAAGAAAUGUUGUCAUAUUGAUGCAUACAUUGAUUUUAACGAAAAUCCACAUCGAAAUGCACAUGUUAUGGAGCUAAAAUGGGAGGAAGAGACAUUUGCUAUGCCAAUUACAAGGAGUCAUGUAGAACAUGCAUUUGAGCCAAAUAUUCCAAACCUCCUUUUCAUACCAGUUUUAGAAACACCAGGUGCUCUAUAUGUUGUGAGACAAGACAGUGUUAACAGCCUAGUCAUCAUACAGAUCUUAGAAUCAAGCUGGCCUUUACUGGCUCUUGUUGUACUGGCAGCUAUGUAUGCAGCCAUUUUAGUCUGGAUAUUGGACACUCAUAGGAAUCCUACAGAUUUCCCACAUGACUUUCACAUUGGAUUAUGGGAAGGCUUCUGGUGGGCAUUCGUCACUAUGACAACAGUGGGGUAUGGUGACAGAGUUCCUAAAUCAGUGAUAGCAAGAAUAUUUGCAUCAGUGUGGAUUAUUGUAGGCCUGGUUAUAAUGGGUGUCUUCACUGCAGCUCUAACAACAUCAUUGAGUGCUGACACUCAAGGCACUGUUGACAUUAAGGGAGAACAGGUAGGUGUUAUUAAAGGAACAAGUCUUCACACCUUAGCAGAACAACUGGGAGCUGAUCCAGAAUUGUUUGAGUCCCUACAUGAUAUAAAACGGGCAUUAGAGGCUGGAAAUGGUGGAAUAACAAAGGCUCUGGUUGACAGCUACAUGUUCCAAGAAGAUGAAAUGAGUGACUUGCUAGACAUCCAAGGAAUUGUUGAACACCCUGGUAUGCAUGGAAUACUAAUGCAGACAAUUAACAUGACACAGGAAUUGGUGGAAUGCAUAUUAACAGUUAACUCUAAAAACAAGGCAGAUGUUUACCACAAGCUGAAUGACUACAAGAGUAGAGAGUCUUUUAAGCAAGAAAAGGGAAGAGAGGGGCCAAAGACUACAGCCAGGUUACUUGGUUUUGAGACAACAUGGAUGCUUGUAGCAUUAGGUGUCUGGCUAGCACUAUUUUGCGGAAUCCUAAUAUGGGAGAUGACUUGCUGGCGGACAUAUAAACGCAAGGUUUCUGGCAAUUUGGGUGGCCCACCGGGCAUAACGACUGUUCAACCAGUUUCAGUGUUUGAGGAGCAUAUAAAAGGAGGUGGUGAGACAAUAGAAGAUUCAUCUAGACUGUGCCUGCGAUGUAAAGCUCACAUGGACUGUAAACCAGUGCACUCUGUUAUACCCUGUAGGAGUAAAUCAUGUACGGAUUAAAUGAAAAUCUUCAUUAUUAGAAGGGUGAGGAGGAGAUACAGGGUGGUACUAAAAUUCAAAACUUUUAAUUUUGGAAUAACUCUGAAUUGUGGUAUUUUUCUGUGUAAAUAGCAUCAAUGGUAUUGUGAUUUGGUGAUUACUUGAUUACAUUUUUGGAUUGCUUUCAUACAUAUUAUCAAUAGCAAAGUACAAUCUAUCUGGCAAACUUUAUAAAUUGUAAAUAGUGAUGAA
Owenia fusiformis is the source of this 2271-nucleotide messenger RNA. Lineage: Eukaryota; Metazoa; Annelida; Polychaeta; Sabellida; Oweniidae. The record is from the annotation of a GenBank genome assembly.